ACAUUGAGGAACCACAGUAGUGCUACUGAAGAGGAGAUAAAAUGCUGCGCCCAGCAGCGACCCAGUACUUGGUGGACAGGCAGGUCUACUCCGAGGACCGCUUUGCUGAGGAACACCAGAAGAUUGAGAGGAAACACAAGACCCUGCUGAACCAUGUCAAAGAAUAUUUCACCUGUGAUGCCAAACGUGCCAAGAAAGGAGCGCUGUCUCUCCUGCCCAUCGUGGGCUGGUUGAGGAUCUACCGCCUGAAGGAGUGGCUCCUGAGUGACAUCGUGUCAGGGGUCAGCACUGGGCUGGUGGCCGUCCUUCAAGGUCUGGCUUACAGCCUGCUGGCAUCCCUGCCACCCUGGUAUGGACUCUUCACAGCUUUUUUCCCAGUCAUUAUUUACUUCUUUCUUGGCACCUCCCGACAUAUCUCAGUGGGGGCGUUCCCAGUCCUGUGUUUGAUGAUAGGCUCUGUGGUGACCCGACUGGUGCCCGAUGAAGGCCCGCCGGCCAACAUCACAGGCUUCGAAGGCCUGACCAGGGACGAGCAGAGGGUGGUUGUGGCCGCCUCCGUCACCUUCCUCAUGGGGAUAAUGCAGCUAGCCAUGGGGGUGCUACAGGUGGGCUUCAUCGUCAUGUACCUGUCAGACACCCUGGUGUCUGGGUUCACCACAGCAGCAGCAGUCCACAUCCUGGUGUCCCAGUUGAAGUUUGUGUUGGGCCUGGUCGUUCCAGGUCUCAGUGGACCUCUAGCCCUCAUUUAUACCCUGGAGAAGAUCUUUGUCCAGAUCACAAAGACAAACAUCUGCGACCUGGUGAUUUCCUUAGUGAUCAUGGUGGUGGUGUUCAUAGUGAAGGAGGUCAACGACAGAUUCAAAGCUAAGCUACCUGUUCCCAUCCCCAUAGAGGUCAUUAUGACUAUCAUAGCAUGUGGCAUUUCCUAUGCAUUCAACUUCAAGGACAAAUUCAAUGUGGAUGUUGUUGGCCACAUUCCAAAAGGAUACGAGGCACCCUUGGCCCCUAACAUGCAGAUCUUCCAGCAAACAGCCAUGGAAGCCUUCCCCAUGGCCAUCGUGGGCUUUGCCGUGGCGUUCUCUGUCGCCAAGGUGUACUCGGUUAAACACGAUUACAUCAUCGAUGGAAACCAGGAACUGAUAGCCUUUGGGGUCAGUAAUAUGUUCGGGGCUGCGUUCAAGGCCUUCGCCUCCAGCACAGCUCUCUCCAGGAGCGCGGUGCAGGAGAGCACGGGUGGGAAAACACAGGUCGCUGGUAUUCUGUCAGCCCUCAUUGUGAUGAUAGUGACCUUGGCCAUUGGGUUCUUGUUGGAGCCACUUCCAAAGUCUGUGCUGGGGGCCGUAGUCAUAGUCAACUUGAAGGGCAUGCUGAUGCAGGUCAGAGACAUCCCUUACCUGUGGAAGAAGGACCGUCCCGACUGUGUGGUGUGGGUGGUGACCUGCCUGGCAGCCAUCUUGCUGGGGCUGGAUCUGGGGCUGGCUGUGGGCCUGGGGGUGGAGCUCCUCGCGGUUGUCUUCAGAACUCAGUUUCCUCGUUGCAGUGUUCUGGCCAACAUCCAUGGAACAGACAUCUACAAAGACAGAAAGGACUACUUAAGUAUAUAUGAGCCAGAGGGGGUUAAGAUCUUCAGGAUACCUUCUCCCAUUUUCUUUGCCAACAUUGAGUUUUUCAGAGGAAAAUUGGUGGAAGCUGUGGGAUUUAACCCUUUGAGGAUCUUGAGGAAGAGAAACAAGGCCAUGAGGAAGAUCAGGAAACUGCUGAAGACAGCAGAUCUGCAGAUGACACCUAAAGGGUUCCUGACCACGUCAUCUGGACCCCUUGAUGAAUCGGAGGAUGAGAGCAACAUGGAGGACUUGGACCUGCCCAUUGACUUCAAGGACCUCCCCAUCCAGGUGAACUGGAACUCUGAGCUCCCUGCCAACAUCUGUGUCCCCAGAGUGGACAUCCACAGCCUGGUCCUGGACUUCUCUGCUGUCUCCUUCCUGGACAUCUCUGCCCUGAAGGGACUCAAAGUGGCACUUAAAGAAUUUAUUCGGAUUGACGUUGACAUCUACAUUGUGGCGUGCGAUGUGUACAUCUUAGAGAAACUGCAUGACUGCCAGUUUUUCGAUGAUGAAGUGCAGUCAUCCAUGUUCUUCUUGACACUCCAUGAUGCCAUGCUGCACAUUCGGGAGAAAUAUCCUGCUCUGGUGGAAAAACAUUCUGUUCCUGUAAAGGUUGUAACAACUGCCACUGUCCACUACAACAAUCAAAGCAAUGAAGGGGGCCAUUUGCGAAGCAGAGAUAUAACUAGUUUUGAACCGGAGACCAAAUUCUAGUUCCUGAUCUGACUGUGGGGUCCUUGAGCUUUGUGUCAAUUGGUCCUGUCCUGGUUUUCUGUAACGUAGAUGCUUCCAAGCGAUGAUGAACUGUCUUACUGUAUGUAAAUAAAACAAUCAUGUUUCACAGUACAUUUUUAUUUUCUGAAAUUCUAAGAAAAGUCUGUUUAGUAAGUAUGUAUAUGCAUUUUAUACUUGUCCAUACUUGUAAUUUUGUAGAAACGUUGCUACAUAUUAUUUUAGUAGUAUUGCUGGUUCUUUUUCAUGACAAUACUGAAUAAUAAAGUUU
Messenger RNA from Hypomesus transpacificus, 2607 nucleotides. RefSeq names its product chloride anion exchanger-like. Gene Ontology annotation, molecular function: bicarbonate transmembrane transporter activity; oxalate transmembrane transporter activity; chloride transmembrane transporter activity. Lineage: Eukaryota; Metazoa; Chordata; Actinopteri; Osmeriformes; Osmeridae. Gene Ontology annotation, biological process: transmembrane transport. The record is from RefSeq and is a predicted model, not a curated record. The transcript is spliced from 20 exons. Gene Ontology annotation, cellular component: membrane. The coding region runs from base 42 to 2318 and encodes 758 amino acids.